Messenger RNA from Copidosoma floridanum, 3575 nucleotides. RefSeq lists its product as uncharacterized. The record is from RefSeq and is a predicted model, not a curated record. NCBI's taxonomy places the organism in Eukaryota, Metazoa, Arthropoda, Insecta, Hymenoptera, Encyrtidae. Gene Ontology annotation, molecular function: protein binding.
UUUCAGUCGAUUAAGUUUAUGGUUACCCACACUAUUGUGUAAUUAAAAAUUUCAAAACUCAUGAGUAAUUAUUUACUCGGCUAACACGAUUAUCGCACCGCUUCUGUCGUGUCUUACUUUUUUAUCUAUCGAUACUAGUGUGAAUGACUAAUAAAGAUAAAGCAUCGAAAAAAAAACCUGCCAAGAUAAUUCAACUGUAAAGAGGUAGGUCUUUUAACAGUUUGUAAGUUACCAAUAACUCGAGCACUACAUUUAUGUGCAAACUUGUAUUCGUGGAAAAAGGAGGAUUUAUAAGAAAUACCACGUGAUAGCCCAUCAUGUUGAGGCGAACAAGAAUAAACAAGUCCAUCGAAAUGGAGACCGACGAGUUAGUUUGUGGGACAACAAUAAACUCGUUGAAUGACGAUUGCUUGUUGCACAUAUUUCGAUUUCUAUCCAUAAAAGACCGCAUGAGAAUGAGCAGAGUAAGCAAACGUUGGAAAACAACGAGCGAUGAGUCUUGGUCUUACGUUAAAACGCUGAACAAAAGUAGUAUCGAGUGGGCCUUCAAAUGGAAAGACAAAGAAUGGAAGAGACGCAACCAAUUGGUAUUCAUAAAAAUUUUACAGUCAUGUGGACGUUAUCUUACUCAUCUCGACUUUUCUGGCCUACCAGUGAACAACAGUGUGUUAGACAAUAUCGGUGAACUGUGCUCCAACGUGAGAACCAUUAAGUUCAGCAAUGUGCCAUUGUCCACUGGCAUAGUCAAGUCCAUGUCAGCCAAUUGUCGGAAUAUCGUGGAAUUUAGUUUUUGUGAGCUGGAUAAUGAUUGCACGGAAGAUAAGCUGUGCAACUUUUUCAAGGGCUGUGAUAAGCUCGAGUGCUUGGAGGUGUCACGAGCUAGUGGUUUGACUGGAAAGUUUUUGUGGAGCCUUCCAACAGAGUGUGUUCGGAAAAUUACCGUACAAAACUGCAGAGCUCUCUCACAUAAUUUUACUGAUAAAGUCUUUGGAAGGUUUCCCAACCCUCAAAGUCUAUGUAUAACGCAUUCUUCCAUAAAAACUAUAUCAAAUCUGUCAGGAAACUUGAAAAAUCUGAAGCAUGACUUGAAAAUCACCGAGUCCAAGGUCCUAUCACAGUUGAGGAAUCUCGAAACACUCGACGUUUCAGGCGAAACCGUAACAGACGCCUUUUUGACGGGCUUGGUACAAACAUCCAAGGACUUAUUGGACUUAACACUAAGAAAUAGUCCCAUAACUAGAGCUGGGCUUCGGGCCAUUGUAAAUCUGCCCAAGCUCGAAACUCUACACCUCGACAAUGCGACGAUCGUUAAGUGUCUGGGUUCCACUUAUCCACCGGCGCUGAGGAAAUCGAAUUCAAAUUCGAACAUAUGCAACGAACUUUUCAACGAAGAUUUGGUCUCCUGCGACAUUUAUGGACGCGUCGAUGGUACGAUGUUUACAAACAAACGGCUUCCUUUGCGAGUGAAAGUUUUUAGAACGCAUCCCGGUGAUGCCCUAGAAGAGACGGAAGUGCGUUGCAAGAGGUUCUGCGUGACCGCUUUCGUGUGUUCGUUGAAGAAAAAUGUCCGACAGUUCGAGAGAAGACUUCGCAUGUGAUACACUUAAUUGAUGUACUUAACCGAUGUAACUGUAUUGGGAUCCGAACAACGGAUGAACAAAAGGGCUUUCAAAAACCACCACCUUACGUAAUUUUACACAGUGGUAUGGUGCUAGUAUCUCAGAGCCACCUGUUGACUUGUUGAGGCUUAGAAAAACCGCCACCUUAUGUAAAUUUUACAUGGGCUAUUGGCGCUGGCGGCGUUAUUCAAUCCCAAUCCCCCAAUACUUAUAUGGUUCUGAGCAAUCCAUGUUACAAUGAUUUCUGAAUAACUUAGCUGUAAGAGAAGCAUUAUUCUCUUCUUUUUUCUCAUGACGUGUAUAUAAAAUUCACAGUAAAAUUUGAUUUUUAUCAAAGAAUUUUUGAUAUUUUUAGCUCAUAUCGUGGGAUUGUGUUGUGAAAGAAUUUUGAAGCUUAAAAUUGUACAUACAUUUUUGAACCACCAUCAAUAGGAUGAUAGUUUUAUGAUGUUAUGAUAACUUAUACUUUGUUUAAAACGCGUUGAAAUGUUAAUUAUAACGUCAUUGGUUAUAGGAUCUGCCAAAAUAUGGUUACAAUCGUUACAAGACUUUUCGAAAAUUAUGACUGUCGAAGGACCAAAAAAUCAUAACAAUCCUGCUCGUUGAACUAUGAUCACAAUAUUUGUAGUAGCUUAUCAUCUACUCAUUAAGUUGUCUACUAAGUAAAUUUGUUAAGUUACUAGUAGCAUUAUGAUAAUUUUUUUGAAAAAAUUUGUAAACUAACUACUAAGUACUUUAUGAAGAUUAGUUUCUAAAAAAUAGAAAGCUGGCCAGGCUUACCUACUUAAUGAAUGAAUUUUUCAUAAACUUAAUAGCGAAUUUCAUAUAAUGAUUGUCUUAAAACUUCUCACAGUCUACAAGUGGUAAUUUGAUGUGUUAGUUAUUAUAUUUAAGCUACAAACUACAUGCACAUCUUUCUUAUGGUGUAUUAAAUGUACAUAGUUAUGUAAAUAAACAAUUCCAAAUUUUAAGAUUCCAAAAUCUAUUUUGUACGUAGUUUUGUAAAACGUGAUGUUCUUUUUAAGGACAUUCCCUCAGGGUUAGGAGAGUUAGAAAAUCAGUUUCUCUUGAGUUUCUUUGAAAAAUACAAUUUUUAAUGAUUGAAGCGUGUUUAAUUAUCGUAUGAGUGUUAAAAUAGUAAUAUAAAACAUUAUAAAAUUUGAAUACUUACUACAAGAAACAUGAUAAGUGAUACUACAAGAAACAUUUACAUUAUAUACCAAGAACAUAACAAUACAGAUACAAAUAUAACAUUGGAGUGAAUCUUUGAGUGGAUAUAAUUCAAUUUAAAGUAGGAGAGCUAAGAGCUUGUUGUGACAGAGGUAAGAAGUAACACGCUGUUUUAGCUGAAUGUAUAAAUUUUAUGUCAUAUGUUUUUGUAUUAAUUUAAUUUCUAUAUCAUGUAGAAUAACCGUAUUGCGGUCAAUGUUCUGUCUAUAGACAACCCAGUGAGUAGAUGUGUGCAAGUGCUUCAAUUUGGUUAGGUUGCGUUAAAUUUUAACUUUAAUAAAUUUCGAUUUUCAUAGCUGUAUUUUAUCAAUUUUCAGAAGUAAACGUGCACAUAGCUUUAAAGAAUAUUUGAUUUCAAUAUUCCGUCGAAAAGUUUUGCGCGAAGUUAAAUUGUUUUAAAAAUUUCAUACUAAAUGUAGAAAAUCAUGCUCUGGGGCAUGUUGUUAAUAUCUUGGGGCAAAUUUUAACAUGUUACAACUGACCCAAGUAUUAUCUCCACCGUACUUGUACCGAUUAUUUAUGUUUAUUACUAUGUUUUUGUUUUAGGAUAUGAAAUUAUAAAAGAAAGACUGUAUUUCGUGUAAAAAGUGGGCACGUGCUAAAUGUGCUGCAAAUGAUGUUGUAUCAUACCUAUGUGUAUAAAUUAUUACUCAGAUGAAGACUGAAUUUAGUCAUUAAUAUUGUAUUAGGUUCUUAAAUGCUGUGAGUUUAAGAAAUAAUAUCUAA